Molecule: messenger RNA, 11885 nt
Organism: Mobula hypostoma (lesser devil ray)
Lineage: Eukaryota; Metazoa; Chordata; Chondrichthyes; Myliobatiformes; Myliobatidae
Gene: mn1b
Product: meningioma 1b
Exons: 2
Coding region: 955-4764 (1269 amino acids)
Biological process (GO): regulation of DNA-templated transcription
Source: RefSeq, a predicted model, not a curated record
AUUUUCCUCUUUGUCUUUCCAUUUUUAUUAAGGGAGGGACGUAUCCCGGUCCACCUUAACUCCAAGCCCCGCCUUCUGGCCAGGAGCAUGCGUAGCAAUGAUUGGUGGAGGAAUAAUGGCUGAAAUUGAUUGCAGACACCAGUAUGCAAACUUGUUGCUGGCUUUCCGGGGGAUGAGAUCAGGCUGUGUUCCUCUAACCAGCAGUAGUGAUCGAGACAGAGAGAGAGAGACGCACAGACAGACAGAGAGAGAGAGAGAGAAAGAGUGAAAACAGACAGUGCUCACUUACAUGUGUUGGAUCAACAUUUUUACAAGGGAACGCGAAUUGCAACUACAAUAUUCCAGUCAGGAUUUGUUUGCUCCGGGGAUUUCAAGUCACUGGAUGUCUGCAAGUUUGGAGCCACUGUGAGCGGGCAGUGAGUGCACUGUCCUAGCGCGUUCUGCCCGAUCUCAUCCCGCCGCCUUCUCUGGACUAAUCGCCGGACAACAGAGAGAGAGGGAGAGAAAAACUCAACCCCCUAUUUUUUCCCGAAUAGAACGGAGCUGGGAGGUUUCAUCCCUCUUGUCAAAAUCAAGGACAGAAAGAGGAGAUUCAGAAUAAAUAAUAAAAUCCAAGAAUUAUUUUUAAAAAGAAGAGAAAGAACAACAAAAUGCUUAAACGAAGGCUGAAGUGACAUUAUUGAGAUAAAGCAAUCACAAUGUGAUCCCGAAGCAGGGUGAGUUCUCUGCAAACCUUUCUCAUUGUGUUUGAGACAUUUUUAAAAUAAUAUUUGGACCUUGGAUACUGAAGCGACCGGAAUCUUUAUUUCCCCACAAUUUACUUUUUAUGGUUUUAUUUUGAUUUGGGCUAUUUUAAUUCCAUUAAUUAUUGUAUUUUUGUUACUGUGUUUGAGACUGUGAAGAUAGCUCCGGGGGCUCGGCUGUCAUGCCGUAUUGAUCGGGGCUUUGGGAAGUAUGUUCGGGCUGAAUCAGUUCAGCAGAAGCGGUGGCCAAGGAGCGGAGAGAAACUUCGGCCAAGCUGCCUUGGAUAUGUCGGGGCAUUACAAGGGCCCGGGUUUCCCCGGCGGGGGUGGCAGUGCCAUGGGAGAGCAGGGGAUCAACGCCCUGAGCGAGCCCCCGAUGCUGGGGAUGGGCAUGAACCCGGCUUUGGGCGGUGAGCAGUACGCCUUCCACACCCGGGGCCACUCGGAGCUGCACGGGGCCGGGGCCAUGCCCCAGCCGCCGCCUCCCCCCCAGCCGCAGCCUCCUCCACCUCCUCCUCCCCCCCAGCCCCAGGCUCAACCCCAGCCCUCGGCAGCCCACGCCUACUUCCCCAACGGGCACCACCAUCACCACCCGCACGCCCACCACCACUUCAGCGGUAGCUUCUGCGGAUCUGAACCCGGUCCUUCCUGCCUCCACGGGGGGCGGCUCCUGGGGGCGCCCGGCUACAGCAGUAACCCCUUGAGCGGACAGCAGCCUGCCUUCGGAGAAACUUACGACCCCAUGGCCGAGAACCAAGGUAGCGGGGGAGGCGAGGCGUUUGGACAACAGCAACAACAGCAGCAGCAGCAGCAGCCCGCCCCGGGGAGAUCAGGGAACCUGACGGACUACCACCAGCACCAUACCCCGUCAUCUAAUCACACGCCUUGUCUACCUCUGGACCAGUCCCCCAACCGCGCUGCCUCUUUCCAUGGGCUUCCAACCUCUUCCUCAUCCGAGGCACACGGACUGGAGCAGAGGCGCCUGCAGACCCAGCCGCCUGUGGACUCGAUGGAAUACAACUACCCGAGCGACCCUCCCUUUGACAUGCCGGUCUUUUCCUCCUCGGAGUCCGGCGCACAACUCCCUCACUACGGCGGCCCCGGCAGGCAGGUGCCCAGCAGUAACUUUCCCGGCAGCCCCGCCUUGCCCAGGGCGCCGGGCAUGGUGAGCGUGGGGAAAGUCCACCCUCCACAGCAGCAUGGUGCGUUUUACGAGAGGUUUGGGAAUGCUCGGAAGAUGUCUGUGGGCAUGGAGCCCGGGGUCGCUGCCAGGAAUCCUCUAAUGCAGCAACAGGCGGGUCUGCUUGCACGGCAGAACUCUUGCCCCCCAGCGAUACCUAGGCAACAGCAAGCGGAGGCCAGCGCUCCUAACUCCAGCGUGCAGGACAAUGGGCCGAUGCUGCAGAAUCAGCACGCUCCGUUUGAAUACCCGAUUCAGAGACUUGAGAACAGAAAUGUCCACCCUUACAGCGAGCCAAUGUUCAACAUUCAACAUCAGGCUAACCAGAGGCUGCAGCAUUUUGACGCCCCGUACCUCAACGUGGCGAAGCGGCCCAGGUUUGACUUUGCCAGUAACCACAGCGUGGACAGUUGUGCGACUUGGAGUGGUAACAGUUUGCAUAACGCGAGUUUGGAAAACCAUUUGUCGCCGUCUGCCUACCCCGGACUGCCCAAUGAGUUUUCGCCCCCUGGCCCAGAAGGCUUCCCCCACGGUCCCCCUCUUCAGCACCCGGGGACCGACCAGCAGUCCUUACAGCAGCGCCAGAACAUGCUGAUAAUGUUUAAGCAAAUGGUGUCGCGGAACCAGCGGCACCGAAUGAGGCAAUCCGAUCUCCAGCAUCUGGGCCACCAUGGAGAUGUCAAUCAAAACAGCAUGGCGCACAACAGCCAAGUGGGAACGCUGUCCCAGCCGAACUUUGAGCGGGAAAGCGGCGGCAGGAUGUCGAAUUUUGAUCCUCAGAACCCACCCAUGGCCCAGGAGAACUCGUGGUUUGCGGGUCCGCACCCUCCUGGGGACCUGCUGCAGAGAAGGCUCGGUGGGUCCGCUGUGGCUACUGACGGCAGCCCCCACGAAUCUGUCCAGAUGAACCUGCCGCAGAAUGGGUCAAAUAUGUUAUUCAGGACAGGUGGGAACGGACUGGGUAUGCAGGAGUCAAUGAGAAUGCCAGGCGAGGGACAUGUACAGGGUUUGCACUCUCCUGGGAUGCACUCUCAGUUUGGCAGCAAUAUGGGCAAUGUCUCUCAAAUGCAGUCCCCCAGUGCGGGCAUCGGCCUGCCUAACACCUCAACCGACAGAAGAGGAGGCCCCGACUUCCCUGGGCCCCAAAUUGGCGGGCAGCCGGGCUUUCCGUUUGGGGGCCCAAGUAGAUCCGCCAAUCCGCACAACAACGCAGCGGGCGUACCUCCAUCCCCCGGCAGUUACCCGGCCCAGAACGAAUUCCAGCCCAACCAGCGCCCCUCCAUGAGCAAGAUCGGCUCCCUGUCCUUGGGCUCCUUCAGUAAGCCGGGUGCUAAGGACAGCACCAUUUAUGGUCAGAGUUGCCUCGCCGCCCUCUCCACUGCCUGCCAGAACAUGAUUGCGAGUCUGGGAGCCCCGAACCUCAAUGUCACAUUCAACAAGAAAAACCAGAACGAAGGGAAACGCAAACUUAGUCAAACCGAGCAGGAUGGUGGGAGCGGAGGCCCGAGCAGCGGUGGUGGGGCCGGUGUUGGGGGCGUCGGUGGCGCCUCCACUGGGAGCUCUGGGAACGGUCCCGAAUACUUCCAGAGCAACACGCCUCAAAGCAACCAGAUGGGGGUAUCCGGUAACGGGAGCGGCAAACUGGCCGCCCCAGCGUCCCAAAACUGCACGCAGGGCCAGAACCAGCCCACACCGCCCGAAUGCAACCUCUCCCCAAACUAUGGGCUGGAGGCCGUUCCAACUGAGAGCAAAGGACAGGCCGGGAGAGGGAGAGGGAGGAGGAAAAGAGACAGUGGCCACGUUAGCCCAGGGAACUUCUUUGACAAGUAUUCAGCGGAGAAUGUGAAUCCAGUGGUCAGUCCCGGGCAACAGGGUCAGUCCUCACUCGGCGGAGAUCGAGGUGGGACCCCGCAGGAUAAGUCCCUCACCUCGCCAUCCUGGGCUAAGGGGAAUGACCUGCUACUCCCAGACCAACCCGACCUCAUGUCUUCCCUGGACAGUGGGAUUCAAAGCGUGACAAAGUCCGACGGCAGUUCACCCCAGGUCGACUUCUCCGACGAUGUCAACAACAAUUAUGCGAACGAGGACGAGGUGUCAUCGAGUUCUGACAACAACCUAUCCAAAUCCACGCGGUUAAUGACCAGUUCCCCCAAACUGCAACGGGUUGAGCACGGCCUGAAACAGAUGGGUCACGCCAUGCUCAAUGCACAUCCCAACAGCAACACUACCUCUAAUGCGGGCGCUGUCGCUGACAGCUUCGGGCUCAGCAGCAGCGGGAGUGGGCACCCGGGCACUCCCGGGAUGGAGCAGGUCCGAACUCCAACCAGCACGUCAGCGCAGGACGAGAUUCACCCGCUGGAAAUCCUGCAAGCACAGAUCCAGCUGCAGCGGCAACAGUUCAGCAUAUCCGAAGACCAGCCCCUCGCAAUGAAGAACAAAAAGGUCGAGUGCCCCGGUCAGAACGGGGACACAGAACUGGCCGCUUGCGGCACGGACAAUGGCAAAGCUGCCAUCAGCACGAUAGACAUUGAGUCACUGAUGGCAGAGCAUAACUCUACCUGGUACAUGCCUAGCGACAAGGCCAUGAUGGAUCCACAGGAUGAAGACAAGCAAAUGGCACCUUGGGAAAAGGCCAAACCCGCAAGUUCCAACAAAGAAGCCCACGAGCUUUCCCAGAACAAGGCUUCAUCAGUCCAGGCUGGCACCCACUUGCAGUGCCUGUCAGUUCACUGCACAGACGACCUUACUGACUCUAAGGGCCGGAGCCCUAUGCAAACUUGGAGAUCUUUGCAUUCGGACAUCUCUAAUCGAUUUGGGACAUUCGUGGCUGCUUUGACCUGAACAGAGAUGAAUUUUCUUUUGAUUUCUCUUGUUGUUUUUUUUAAAAAAAAUCGUUUCCCUCCUUUUGGCUGCUGCAGUGCGACAGACAGACAGGACAUCAAAACAGAUAAAAUAGUUACAAAAGGAUCUGGGUUCCCUUGCUGGCACUUCGGUUCAUGACCCGCAACAUUGGCUGGGUGGCCUGGAAAGGGUUAAUUCCGAGCCCACGUCACCCUGGUUUUGGCCGCCGUUGCUAGCUUGAUACCAGGCCUGUUGGAUUGCUCAGUAAAUGAUGCAGCGGCCAGUCCCAAGCUGAGCUGAACAAAAUGCUUGUGUUUGGAAUUGUACGACAUUCUUCUCAGUGGAUUCCUUGCACUUAUAACCUGAUUUCUCCCCCCCGCGCCAGGCACCUGCCCCCUAGGCAGCAACAAAGCAUUGAUGGCAAUAUUCCUCUCGGUCCUCUUCAUCAGGAGUCUAAAGUCCGUGAUAUGCAACCUGCAAAAUCCGUCAGCUCAGACGGAGUUGUCACCUUCAGCCAAAGUCAUGUGGGGAACAGGAGGGGUGAAGGUGAGGGGCUGGGAUUGUGGCUUGAGGUCCAGAGGUUUCCUUUGCUGAUGUGAUGGUUUGUUUAUAUCCUCAGACAAUAAUGGUUCAAUGGUGAAGAGACACAGAAAAUCUGGGGGAAUAGAUAUUCAUGUGUUUUAAUAAACUAUUAGAAAUUGCUAAUGUUUGGACCGUAAAAUAAAAUCGAAACAGGUAGCAAAACGGUGCUGGAGUCAAUAUAUUCCACCAGGUUAUAUUCAGCUGUAGAGGUCCUGGGCCAAUCCGAGCUCAAUAUGUUAAACCUUCUGCAGAAAAAAAAAGUACAUUAAAGAAAAAAAUACGCACAAAAUCGUCAGUUGCUUCCCAUGACCUGUGUAGUUUUUGAAAAUGUUUCUUUCACUUGGAGGAUGUUUUAAAGUUGUUCUUCCAGGCAGCAAAAAUCAGUGAUCAGAACAUUAAAGGUGAAAAGCAGAGUGGAAUAUCCCCUGCCUUGGCCUGCACGCUAUCACUGGCAUUCAACACUCCAUAACCAUUUCAGCCCAAGGCACAUCGGGCAUUGUGUAAAGGGGCAGAGGCAGGCAUCUGGAGUUGGAACACUGAUCUCAGUGAAAGGUGCUAUGGGUGCAGUCGUCUGUCUUUUCCUACACCCUAACAGUUUUAUAAGGAACCAGAGAUACAUCAGGGUAUGGAGGAGGAAGAGGGCCAUGAUGCACGGCAAAGCCGACAGUAUAGGACUCUCCCCUCCUACCUGCCCCGUCUUCAUGUUCUCUUUUACAUUUCACAAACGAGCGACUGAAAGUCCCACUAGCAGCUCUGAGGGUUCUGUGCGUCAGUUGUUAGAGCCUAGGUGUUCCUCCCUCUGGCUUUAUGCAGAGGGUCUGUCCAUGCGGAGGAGGUUAGCGUCCAAGAGAAUAUAAAUCCUCUGGGUGGCUGCCGCCAAGGAUGGCAGCCCAGACUCCGUAUCCCUCUCACCAAGUUGAAAGAGAUCAAGGAAGGUGAGGACUGAGAGCCUUAUGGUGCUUUUGCCUGUGAGGGAAAUAGGUUGUAUCCUUUAUUCAGUGCCUUGUCAGAUACAAAAGAGGAACCAUAAAGGUAGCAGUGGACACGUUAACUACAAUCUGAUAAUUAUACUUGCUGAUGAGUACCAAGUAUUCCUUCCAAAUGUCCACUAUCCCUAAUACCAACAGUUCCCAAGUUUCCAAUUCAGUGCUCGUUUGAGCCUCAUGUUUGAUGAGUGAAGCCAGCUGGCUUGAUACCGUUCACAGUUUGACAGUGUUCACCUUGUGGUGCAAUUGCCAUUAAAAGAGGCUUGCCCACGUCUGUCCUGCCCGGAAUUCAUCCAUUGUAGGUGACCAUUUGAAACUGACAGUUCGAUCCUCCCUACAGCCAGAAAACCACUUUACAUAAGCCCCAUCAUCCCUGCUGGGGCAUAGGCUGCUGACAAUAGUAGAGUCCCCUGUCCUGGGCCAAUCUUUCACGUUAACCCCAGCAGGCCCAUCUUGGUGUAUCCAUCUCCUCCCAGGAGGUUUUUGGAGUUUUUGUUGGCGUUUCUAGAGCACUGGGUUUUUUUUUAUGGGAUGGGGUUACUAGUCCCAUGCCCAACCCUUCUGCAUUCACGUCGUAGAAAGCAUGUUAAAACUGGAACACCAGACAAUGCUCAGGGAGGAUUGUCCGAGGGAGAGAACUGAAUUUCUAAUGGACACUAAAUGAGUGGGUUGAACGUGCUGAGCCCCACAGUCCCAGCAGGCUGGUUCCUCUUGUCAAAGUGUCCUGAGAUGGCUGUGGCCAGCUGGGAGCAAUACUGUCCUCAGUGAGCUGCUGAUGAGAAGGGGGAGAGUUCCCUGUUUUGAUUCCCUGCCAGGGAAUGCGUGUGCACGCAUUGGCUGAAGCCGGGAACGUACUUAAUUGUUUUCCUUUAUGAUCUGGUGUGAGAUGAUGUACAGAGUAAUAGGUGCAGCAACAAGGGUUUUAUAGGACUUCCUGGUUGCAGAAGAGAACGCUGGGGGAAGACCCUGCUGCCUGUCCACAGUUAAGUUAGCUGGGUGCGUGGCAGGGUAGUGGAUAUGCCACACUGUGUGCCAUGUGACCCGGCUCUGGCAGGACAUUCUCCCAUAGUUGCCCUUCUCUGAGUAACUGUGGGAGAGUACCCUGCCUCAGUGACGGCUGGCAAUCCUCCCCCUCACGGCACUGACUUCUUGGAAUAUAGGCGUCUGAGUGGAGGAGGUUCGCUUGAGUUUGCCAACACUACGUAUGUGUGAGAACAGUGACUUUGAUGUUUGUCGAGCUUGGCAAUCAAUCAACUUCAAACACCUCAACCCGAGCUACCAACAUUCAUCACCAUCCCAGAGCACCAACUCUCCUCUGCACAGUCUGUUCCACAGACUGCAGUGAAACAUGGUGAACUGAAUCACGUUGGACCAAGCCAAAACAACCACCCCUCAUCCCCAAACCUGCAGGCUGGUGUAACCUUAUGCACAAGGUGUGGGUCACAGGUGAGUUAUUCCUCCAUAAGACAAAAAUCAGACAGCAAGUGGAAAGAGAUUUCAUUUAGGAUCUAUUCCAACUUCCAAUCUGACCGAUUAUUUAUCAGGAAAAGACCUUAGAAAACAAUGCAAUCUUUUGGUAUACUGAACAUUUAACCAAUUGUUCCCAUGGAGAGGAUAAUGACAAUGAAUCACAACAGGAAGCUAAGAACAGUUCUGUUGCUCAAAGUAAGAUUCCAGUGACUGGGUAAUUCAAUUUGAGGUAGGUUUCUUUUAAUCUAAAGGCAUUGAUUUUUUUUAGUUUAUAAUUUCUAUUUACCCUCCAGCAAUCUGUUAACAUUCAGUUCAAUAUUCAUUGUUUGGCACCUGCCUAAAACAGCAGCAUCAUAAAUUAAACAAGGAAUAGCCAAAAUGCUCAUCAGGUCAAGGAGCGUCUGUGAAGAAAGUCCAACUUCCUGACCUGCUGAGAGUGUCUAACAUCUUUUGUUUAAUGCAAUAAUUUCAGGUUUCUUGCAUUUUCUUCCUUAAACUUUCUUUGAAGGCUAAAAAGCGAUCAUAUGGGCUGUUUGGUAGAGGUCCGGUCGUGAUCAAUUUUCAAAAUACUGGUAGGGACCCCAGCCAAUUGUGAUGUACUUCCAUCUUCUAUUUUGAAGACAUUUGUACUCAGACCUGAGUUAUUUCCUACAUUUUAUCUGAAGAUAAAACAAUGCAGUUAGGAAACGGGUUCCCAAUGGCCUGCUAGGGAAGGCAUUCAUUUGAAAUGUUAUGCAGCUCAGCUCUAUGAAUUGUUUUGGUCUCCCUGUUGUCAGGGAUGUCCUUUGAUCUUCAAACCCAUUUUGAGCAAUGUGCAAAGAGACUUUGUAUUAGGACUGACUUUCCAUCGGCUUUAAUUGCUGUCUUAAAUAAGCCAUGCAGAACACUUCUUUAAUGGUGAUGGUCGAUGGUUACUUGUGAAACAAUCUUACGGUCCCAGUGGUGUUGUGGAACAGCCAACACACCAUUGUCUUUUCAAGUGGGCACUGCAAUACCUGGUCACAACGUAAUGAAAUUUGGAGGAAUAUAUCCAGUUUCUACUCUAUAUUAGCAUCAUGGUGGACUAAGUGACAGUGUCUCCCAAUCACCUUUCCUGGCAGACCCACCCUUUCUUGCAGAGUGCUGUGUUAAUUUUGCUGAAAAUUGUAGACAGAGGAUGGGGCUCUGAGGCUUGUCUUCCAGCUUAGCAUAAUAACUUAUUACUGCCCAUUACACUGCUGGCAUUUAGGGUAGCAAUGAAGGCCCUCCCAUGUCUGUCCUUGGCCACACAGCUGUAGAAAGAUUCUUCAUUGCUGUUUCUGUAACAGUUUUGUUUUACCAGUCAGGGUUGAACCCCUGAACUGAACCCUUAAACCUGAAGGAUCAGUGGACCACUCUAGUCUGUCCUCUACCCUUGACUUGUUUGGCAUGGGUGCCCUACCAAGAGCCAAAGGCCCUGACUCCAGCCAACAUAGCUCUCCAAGUCAUUCAGGCAGUCAGGCCUCCAAACCCUAUGACAAGGACAGCAUGAUAAAGGCACUUGUUAACCUCCCUGCUGACAUUCAGUUCUACAGUCAUUGCAAUAUUGACUAUUCAUAUCAACACCCAAGAGUCUUCAGGAGGCUGCCCCACUACGUCCCAGACAGCUGAUACAAAAUCAGUCUCUUCCUAUUCCAUGGCAUACCUGUUGACCCAUACGUCUUAACUCUAUGCAAACUUGCGUCCAAAAUCGCACACUUUUGGUCACUUCUAUUAAAACUGUUCAGCACUAUAAAGUAACUAUUCGGCAAAAUAUUACAUCUAAUUAUGAAAUUGAAGGUUCCUCAGCUCACACUAGCUGGGGUGGCAUAGUGGUUAGCACAACCCUUUACAGUACAGGCAACCCAGGUUCAAUUCCUGCCACUGCCUAUAAGGAGUUUGUACUUCCUCUCCAUGACCGCGUGUGUUUCCUCCCACAGUCCAAAGACGUACCGGUUGAUAGAUGAAUUGGUCAUUGUAAAUUGUACUGUGAUUAGGCUAGGGUUAAAUCGGGGGAAUUGCUGAGCGGCGUGGCUCGAAGGGCUUUAAGUCCUGGUCCGCAUUGUAUCUUAAUAAAUAAAUAUCUGAAGUUGUUUUGUUGAUUAAUAAAUCAGAUUCUUUCAUGAAAAUUUGCAAAUGGAACAUGGGCUCUGUUCUGCUCACAGCUUACUGGCUCCGUUAAGCGUGAAGGAGUUUCACUCCAUUGUGGAGUCUAUCGCCAUGGCUGAGCUGCCUUGCUUUGUUUCUGGUGCAUGGAACUGCAGAGAAUCAUUGAGUGCGACUGGUGACGAAUACCAAGUGUUAUGUUACCUGUUGUACAACCCAGUUGAAACACACGCUUCUUCACACAGUCAUUAAGGACAAUCAUUCCACACUUGACACCUUCCAGUGUGGUCCAAUUCCUUAAGUUAACAAUAUAAUCAUUGCUGUAAUUUGUACCACACACUUCCCUGCCAGUACCUUUGUUCGAUCUGUAAGUGGUGUUAAAUGGUGUCUAGCUCAGAUGCUACCCAGCAUUCCGCACACAGUUGCUUGACGUUUAGUAAUGACUGGAUAUUUCACUGCCUCUGAGAGCUUUAUGAUGGUAGUUUGAAGUGUUCUGGUCACAUGUACAUGUUAUGUCAGUAAAGUAUUGAAUAAUCCAUCACAAUCCUUCAGCCCCCUCUCUUUUCCACUGGCACUAAUUUAUUGAUAACUCGUUUCAGCAGAGUAAAAUUCAAAAUGUUCUUUAGCACAUUUUUCACCUUGUUUUUUAAUUGCACUUCUAAAUACCGCAUCAUUUCACCCCACCCCUCUUGCCUGAUCUCAUCAAUCUCUGGCACCCCUAUCUGCCAGCCUCUAUUCUUACCCAGUAUCAGUGAUUAACACCUCUGCCACUAAUUACCCAUCCACAGUGACUCUCUGUAAUUUAGCCUUGACACCUCAUUUCCCUCGUUCAAGCCUCUUAAAUUCUUCCUGUUUGUGUUUCAAUAAAACCUCCUCCCUGGGGCACCACCUCUGCCACAUCAGCUGUCCCUCACAGUGUAAAGUGCACGUUGUUAUAAAUUCAUACUCCUCUUCUUUGGGACAACAAACCUUGAGGUCACUCUGCCAACGUCACGAUUAGCAUUUUGCUUUCAGUGCAAGCCACAGAUCUGAGACCCGUCAUUGUUAAUGCUGAGACUGCCCAGGUCGUCUUGUUGUUUAAUGCCUGUCACUCUGGGCUGGGAUCCAAACUGAGUAGGGAGGCGAAAGGACAGAUUGUGCAAUCCACCGCGCAGAGCCGACUGUCGCCAGGGAGAGAUCUUCCUCCUCUCUCUCUGGGCUGGAUCCCCAUGCAAAGAACAACACACAUUUCGGGCACCGAAACGAACAAGCACCACCCUCCUGGCAUUAAAUUACUGUGUGAGAAUCGGGGAUAUGAUUCGACCAUAUUAUAUUAUGAUUGUGACUGACUUUAACUAUUCUCUGGUUUAAAAAUGUGUAUUGGGAGAGCAGGGAAAAGAAUAGCCUGUGCAUCGAAUUAUUGCAGGGUCACGGUCAAAUUUUCUUCAAAUACCAGGGUGAGAUAGGACACACCCCCGCCCUCCCCUCAACUUCAGAUCUAGCUGCAGAUGUAACAAUAUGAACUGAUAACUGCGAUAACUUCUUGCUGUUUGGUUUGACAAAUCCUGUUAUUGACAUUUUGAAAUUUGGAGUUUUUGUUUGACUCUUGUCUCUUACACAAUGCUGCUUUAGUCCCUGUUGACUGACUCCAGCAGUUCCCACGGGUUUUCUGAGUGUUUUGUCUCGUUCAGUGCAACAGGACUUAGUUCUGGAAACAGGAAGAAUAUAAAGAUAUGGACUAUGUACUGUAGGUGUGUUCACCUGUCUGUACUCAUACCUAAUGUAUACAUAUGUUUUAAUGAGACACAAGACAAUGAAUAAAAUAUAAUGCAAGUGAUAACUCUUGUCUGCUCCUCUCGCAUCUUUCUUUAUUUGACACCCCUGGAAACUGAGCUGCUGUGAACCUAUUGCUGGCUGAUUUAAAACAAAUGGCAGCUCCUUCACUGGGUCAGAGUCAGAAUCUGGUUUAAUGUCACCAGCAUAUGUUGUGAAAUUUGUUAA